GCUCAUGCAUCUGGCAACAUUUACACAUUCAAGAGUAGCUGUACAAUGCCGACAUCUUGCUAUAAACAAGAAUGUCCUUGAAGAAUAAAUGUUAAAUGAACGGAAAUCGCAUGAAUGAUAUGCUUAAAUUAAGAAGAGUCCAGAAGAUUAAGGAAAUCAAGCCAAGGAAAUCUAGCUGAAUAGCUCAAAGCAAAUGUAAUAGCUCAAUCUAUUACAUUUAAUCUCAAUGAAUAUAAAAGUCAUUUAAAUGCCAGAUCAAUCAAGCACUAAUUCGACUUAAUAAUGUUUUUUAAAUAAAAGAUUUAUUGUCAUUUGUGUUUCUUAUACAUUGUCUUGCCUUCUUCCAUUAAAAUAUUUUGUAUGAAAUCAGUCUUUCUUUAAUGUGUCUGAAGUAUCAGUAUGGAAAAUGUUCAAAAUGGCACUUGGUGUGCAUUACCCGAUUUAUGCCCUAUUUUAUUACUCUAAAUUAGAGGUGGAUGUGCUGUAUGUAAGGGGGUAGAGAAAGUUGUUUGUAUGCUAAUAAUUGUUUAGGCAAUUUUUUAUUUUACUUAUUUCGGAAUUAACCUUAGCUUCAGUAAUUAAUAUUAUGGUAGGCAUGGCAUUGUGUAAAUUGGUUCCAUCAUUGAUUUGUUAUAUGUAAUGGAAAUUGUUUCAUUACUGUGACAUUUGUGUUUGAAUACUGUAUAUAUAACAAAAGUUUUGUACAUUUGUUUUUGUGAAUGAAGCAGUUCAAAAGAGAAGUAAAUAAAUAUAUUAUUCUGUAAAAGUUGUGUUGUCUUAUAAUUUGUCAUAUGUGAUGCUAAUACCCGAACUGUGUAUGUAUAUAGAUAUAUAUAUACACACCCACCCUGUACAGCAUGAUUGAAUGUGCUGCAAAUCUGUUGAGCUGUUGUUUAGUUGGUAAUUAUUAUUGUUAUUAUUUGCUUUCAAAAUAUACUAAUUUAAUUGGCUGCAUAUUUUCUCCAUUUGAUAAUUUUUUAGAAUACAUAUGGAGCAUAUUUGGCAUCCAACCUGAAUGUUUACAAAUCUUUUUUUGUUUCAGUUCCUAGCAAAAGUAUUAAAAGAAUGUUUCUGCUGUGAUGUGGAAUCUUGCUAUAUUUUAAAUGUUUGAAAAGGUGAUUACAGAACUCCGAGGUGAUAUUAGAAUAUUUCAAGUCCUUAAAAAUAAUAAGUCAUUCCUGCAGUAUAUUUAAGUGGCUGAAAAAAGUUCUUGUGCGUAUAAUGAAUUUUCUGUGAAACUGGGUAAUAUAAUUUAUCUUAAUUAUGUGUUCUUCAAACACAUAUAAGAAGAUGAUAUUUAUUAGAAAAGUAAAAAUGCAUUACAGAAAAUAUGAACAUGAUAUUUAAGAAUUCUAAGAUGUCUGAUAAGACUUCUGUAAAUCUGGCUAAUAAAAUAAAUGGAUCGUCCGAUAACUCACAGAUGUUAUCAUCUGUACUUAAAGGUAAAGUAGAAAGUAAUACUGCAUAUCCUGAUGUGCAAGUUCUUGCAACAGUAGCAGGUCGUGAAUUUCCAGAGAAAGCUAGGAUUUUACCCAGUUCAUCAACAUGUGGAGAAGAUGUUGCUUUCCUCCAGUCUGAUAGCUCUCAGAUUUCUUUUAACUCUUCAUGUAGCUUAGAUAAUACAAAGUUGAUUAAAAAAAGGAAAAGGCCGAGAAAGUCAGUUUAUUGGCGUAAUAAGAAACGUAAAACUAAAAAAAAAAAUUCCAGUAAUAAUCAACUAAAACCUGUAGAUUUAUCUACAGAAUUAACGUUGAAUGAAAAAAUAGAUUCAGAUUCUUCAGAUACUAUUAUUCUAGAUGAUACUGACCUUGAGAAUAGUAUUCAGAAAUCUUGGAAUGGACUUGCUGAAGAUGAAGGAAGCCCAUACUUAGGUACGUUAUUGCCUAGUAAAGGUAUGAUGACGCGUGAAAUGCUAGCAUGCUAUAUUUCGUUACCAAAAUUGGAGGGAUCCGACACACGAAGUUCUGUUCCAACUCGGAAUCAUUCUUAUAAUAAACAGUUGAAUUAUAUGGAAUAUUCAAAUGGAACUGAAAGUGGAAUGCUUACUAGGUUAGAAGGAAACAAUUCUUUACCAAUUAAAACUGAAGAAGAUUCAUGUUUAGAUGACACUGCUCCUGUUUUGGUCCCUAUCAAACAAGAAAUUGAUGAUUCUGUCUGUGAUGCAACGAAUGAAUUGCCACCUGUUCUUCAGCAUGUACCCAGUGCAUUGCAAGCGUUAUCUGUUCAGAAUAAAAACUCAUCAAAAUGUGAUAUUUUAUAUGGUCCAGAAUCUUCAUCAUUUCACUUUCCAGUUGUGCAGAACAAUAAUGGCAACAUUGAUUGUAAUAUUGCGGAAAAAACAAAAGGUCGAUCUCGUGGAAGAGGUAAAACUAGGCAGAUUCGUGGAAGAGGUGGAGGUAGAAAAGGAUCAAGGUCAAAUGCAAAUACUCCUCAAACAAUUUGCAGUGGUGCAGAAUUUGAUAAUUUUUUAGUACCUUCUGAAUUGGAGACAAUCACAGAUUCUUCAUUACCAUGUAAAAGUCCAGUGGAAUGCGGUCCAUCUAACUUUAAUCAAACUGUUUCCAGAAAAAGGGGAAAAUCAAGAACUGUUAAAAAUGUACAGCGGCAGAAAUCAUCUGCAGAUAAUUUGGGUAAAGGCAGUAUGAAUAAUACAAAAUGUGAAAAUCAAACUCAGAUUCCAAAAUUUGAAACUGAAGCAAAUAAAGCAUAUGUAUUUAUGUCAUUUGAAGAAGAUGUGAGUGAAAAUCAUGAUGAUACAACUUAUCUUUCAGCAAUAAGGAUAAAAGAAAGUAAAAAUAAAUCUGCAUGUAAAGAGUAUGCUAAUUAUUCAAGUGUUUCAGUGAAUGAUCCUCAUGAAAAGCAAAUUCAGUUAUUGAAUACAAAUGAAACUUCUACUGCCUGUACUUCUGAACAAAAAAGGAAAUUAAGCAAUAAAAAUAAUUCCACCAUAAAAGCAAAACCUGGUCUUAGUCUCUAUAAUUUUAAUGCUUUAAAAAUUAAAAAAGAAAUUAUAGAUUAUGGAAAUGAAGAGUCUGUACAGAAGAACAAAUCUGAAACAAAUCAUAAUCGCCAUAUUUCAAAUAAAAAUAAUGAAACAGAAUCAGCAUAUGAAAAUAGUGCAGUGAAUACUUCGUGUAAACAAUCAACUGGUCCCAGUUCUUUAUUAGAAAUGCAUGAUACUUCUAAUGUGAUAGGAUUAGGAUCUUCUGAAAACGUACUUUCUAGAUCAGAGCAGCAAAUUCCUGUUAAAUCUUUAAACUGUAUCGAAAUAAAGAAAGAGCCAAUAGAUGAUACUGAAAAUUUAUUAUCAGCAUCAGAAAAGAACUGUAACUUAGCUAUAAGUAAUUUAACUGCAAAACAUAAUUUGUGUUCUUCAGAAUCUGUGAUUCCAAAUAAAGCUUUUGUGCUAAAGAAAAGUUUAGAUGUAGAAAAUCAAGAUUCAGCUAUAUCUGGAAAAUUCUGGGAACAGAAACUCAAGUGUAGUACUGCCAGUACUCAGAAUUUAAAGUUAAGUGAAGAUGUUAAUCCUAUUUCUCACUGCCAAAAUAAAAAGUGUGCUGGAAAUGUUAAUAUCCGUUAUAUUGAUUUAGAAUCUGAGAAAGAAAUCGAUAAUAUUUCAGGUCUUCCCAUUGCAUCAGAUGCGGCUUGUAUACCAGCUUCUGACUCUUCCAAUAAAAAAGACAAGACUGGAAAUGCUGAAGCUCUUAAAAGUACUACUAAAAAACAGAGCAUUCUGUGUAGUCUCCUAACAAAUUCAAAAUCUCCUAGCCCAAAUCUUCCUUUUGAAUCAGCCAUACAGAAGUCUGCUUCUGAUUUAUACCUUCCUCCUAUUGUUUCUAUUAAAAAAGAGCCAGUUGAUGAAGAAAUCCCUUUAGAUUCAUCUAGAAAUUAUCUAUUUAAUCAGUCAUCCUGCAGUGAAAGCAAUUCUAACAAACUCCCAGAAACAAUAAAACCUGGUAAUGCUGUUCAAAGCAUAUUAGAAAUGUCAGGCAGUAGUUUAUCUGUGCAAAGUUUACAGUCCUGUGAAAAAGUUGAUUUAUUGCAAAUUUCACCGGAAGCAUCAUUAAACACAUCCAGUUCUUCAACUUUUCCUAUUAAAAUUAAACAAGAACUAACUGAUACUGAUAAUGCUUCAUUUAACGAAGUUUCUGCAUUUAAUACAGUUAAGCUUAACAUUUCUAAUACAGGUCAUCAAUCACCAGUUGGGAGUGGAAGUAAUUCCCAUACUGAUGCAUUUUCUAGUCAGCAGUCAAUUUUAAAUGCCAGUCAAAUUCCAAGCAUUCCUGAAACCAUUGAAAAUAUUUUGAAUACUUUAAAUUAUAAACAGAGCUCAACUAGUACUUCUGAAAACAUCUCUAAUUUAAAUUCUCAUUUAUGUUCAGACAACAUGCAGUUUAAUCAUAGCACAAAUUCAACAGACAACUGUACAGAUAUACCACAUAAAGAUUUUUGUUCUUUACUUCCGUCUGCUGUUAAAAUUAAAAACGAACCAUGUGAUGAUAAUUCUGCUGGUAUUUGUGUGUUGAAUCAAAUGUCCAGCAAUGAAAGGAUUGUCAGUGGAUCACCUUUGCCUGAAGUAACUUUUAGAACUCAUGAAAGCAAUAGUUCUAAUACUAGGGAAACAAUUGAACAUGCAAGUCAGAUAUUUUCUGAUGAUUCUAAUUCUUUGCAUAUUGCUGCUGCAAUUAAAAAGGAGCCUUGUGAUGAUACUUCAUCAGUUGAAGAAAUACCUAUAUUUAAAAAAGGAACAGCUACAUCUGAGAAUAAAGAGUGUGACUUAAGUACCAUUUGUAAAGUUUCAUUAACAGAAAAUAUAUCAGUCAUUUCUGAGUCAUCUGAUGCUGAAUCCAGUAUUGCUAAACAAUCGGUAACUGAUCAUUCAAUUGGAGAUAUUUCUGGGAAAAUAAAUUCUAAUUCCUGCUCAAAUUCGGAAUCUGAUGUAGUGUUCUCAUCAUCUACAGAAGUUAGUAAAAAUGAUGCAAAAAAAUUAAAUAAUGUACCUUCUCAUAGCACUGCUUCCUUAGUUACUGUAAUUCAGUCCAUAGAAUCUGAGUCAGGGAAUUCUUGUAUACAAGAAAGUGAAAGAAAAAAAUCUCUUAUAUGUGACUCAAAUAAAAUCACCCCAGAAGUUUCUCAGUCAGACUGUCUUCCUUCACAAGAGUCUCAGUCUCUUGCAGUCGGUGCAUUUACAUCUCCAGUUCAACCUCAGAUAAGUAUCGGGAGUGAUAAGCAUGCCUUACAUGAAAUUUCAUGUAACGAAAAGAGUGUUGUGGAAGUCUCAUCAAAUUUAAAUAAAGAAGAAUCUUUAAAAACUGUGAAGAGUUCUCAUUUGCUUUCUGAUUCAGUUAGUACUUCUGAUAUAUCGCAUCACUGUUCUAGUAUUGACUUGGUUUCUGAAGCGAAAAAUAUUCCUCUUUUACAUGAUAAUUCUCCUUCAAAUCGCAAACUUCCAUGUGAAGAAACAAAACUUGAAAAGUUUUCCUUAAAGGAAGUACCAUCUGAUAACUAUACAGCUAACUUAGAAAAGAAAUAUAAAUCUUUAUAUAUGUAUCCUUAUCCAGCUGAUGCAUCAUUGGGCCCCCUUAGGCGUAAACAUAGAUGCCGAUCUAAUCUUUAUGCCAGAAUAAAUCCCUUAUCCCUUAAUUUAAGUUUAGAAGAAGUUGUAUCUCGAUUACGCUGUGCUGAAAGUAAAGCUGUAACUUUCCAGAAUGAAUCUGAAGAUACAGUCAAAUUAAUAAUAUAUCCACUUAUGGAAGCAGAAGCAGAAUGUUAUCACAGAAUAUUGGGUAUAGCUCCUUCUCAAAAAUUACUCUCCAAAUGCUAUAAACCUUCAAAAUUAUUACCUGCAGAUAAUGAGAAUUUUCCAAAAGUUGGGUUUCUUCCAGUAUCCAGUUCAGAUGUGGAUGAUAAGGGUAUUCCAUCACUUCAAGCUAAUAUUAAUCAAAAUACUGUCUAUGGAAAAUUCUUUGAAAACUUUAAUCCUGAUGAAGUCUCUGAAGAUAUGGUAAAAUAUGAUAAUCCUAAACAAGGUGAUUCAUCUAAUUUAGUUGCAGAAAAAGGUGAAGCCAGUGAUCAAUUUAAAACAUUUCCUACCUUAAAGUCUGGGCAAGAUAAGGUGGAUUUUGUUGCAAGUGUUAAUGAUUUUAAGGUAUCAGAGCCUGAGAAAUUGAGCAAUUUGUUUUCAGAUCUUGCACAAAAAUUUAAUUCAUUCACCAAUAAUUCUAUAAAGAUUGAUAAUAUUGGCUCCAGAGUCUCUGAAGUUGCUUAUUGCACGAAGGAGAGUUACAUGAAUCUUGAUGCUUAUAACGUGGGAGAAGUGUUAUCUGAUAACAGUAAUUCAUUUGUUCAGAAUUUAGAAAUUGGUAUGGAAAAUAAAAUAAUAGGACCAUCAACCGAAAAUAAAGUACAACAGGAUGUAGAUUGUACUGACAUUAGCAAGGACAUGCUUUAUAGUAUCAUUCAGAGUACUCAGUUGACAUCUGUAGAUAAUUUUAUGCCACUGAAUGAUCAGACAGAGUUAUCAUCAGUUAUUUCAGAUAAUAAAAAUACAUAUUCGGAUUCACCAUCUGUUGUUAAUAAUCCUCUGCAGCCUGUAAUUGAGAAUUAUAAUGAGUUAUUUGUUAAUAAUGGAAUUGCCAAAUGUAACAACAAUCUCAAGGAACAGGAUGCUGCUUGGCCAGAUAGUGCAGUUUCAAAUAAGUGCUUGGAGAAAAUUGAUAUACCUAUUUCUGAACUGUUGAAAAUAGUUCAGACUGCUGAAAGUUUGCAUUCAAAUUUGACUCAAAAUAUCAUUUCAUCAGAUACUCCUGAUUAUAUUCAUAAUGAAGCUACUAAUAAUAAGGACAUAAUGCUGUUAAAAAAUACAGCAUUAAACUAUAAUCAUUAUGACUUAAAUUAUUCAGAUGUUAUGGAGCAGUCUGUUCACUCAAAAAUUCCCAUAAUCCAUGAAUAUGACCACAAACCAGCAAGAUUUUGUGAAGAUAAUAUUCCAAAUGUCACCCCAGAUAGAGUUUGUAAUGAAAGUGCCAAUAAAACUUCAAAUAAUAUUCCUGUUAGUGAUUCUGAAAAUUUAUCUGACGAUGGUGCAGAUUAUAUUGAUGUGGAUGUGGCCACCAGAAGUGAUGAAGAAGAUAAUUCAAACAAACAGCCUAGCAGUGAUGAAAAAGAACUACUUAAAAGUGAGCCUAAAUAUAAAAGCAGGUGGGAAAAAAUCAUGGAAAGAAAAACAGUUGAACCUGAAUCAAGAGGAAAAGGAAAAUUAAAUGAACAUUUAUUGAAAGAAUGUUUUCCUGUUUCUGAAACUAUAAGUGGUAAAUUAUGUAAAAAAAGUACAAAGAGUGAAUUGACAAAUUCCAUCAAGAAAUCAAAUAGUCUUGAUGUGUCUAAAAACUUAAGAAGAACUAACCUAGAAAAAAGAUAUGCAACUUUUGAUGAAUCUAAAAAACUGAAGAAAUAUAAAAACAAAAGACCCAAAAAAGGUUAUAGAAAUCAGAAAUGUACAACUAAUAAAACUGUGACUUUUAUGACACCAUCUUUGUUUUCACCCGACAAGGUUGUUAAAAAGUUUGAUCCCAAAAGAGAAAAAAUGCCCGACUCGCCUAAGAUUAUCGAGACCAGAGAAAAAUCAAGCGAUAGUCAUGGUAAACGUUUUUAUGGGAACAGAGUGACAAAUCGAGGCAGUUUUUUAACUCAGUCAUCCGUUAGUCAGCCACCUAAAUUUAAAAAGUUGCCAUACAAAAGUAAUUCUAAAAAUAAUACACUUAGAGUUAAAACAGAUGAAUUCCAUUCAAUGGUUCAGUCUCCAGAAAUAGAAAUAAUUUCUGACAGAAAUAAACCGAGAAUUAGAACUGAAGACAAACAUCAAGUAGCUCAGUCUUCAGAAACAGAUAUGUUUCGUCACAGAAGUGUCUUGAAUAAUCCUUCAUAUGAACGAGUUAGUGAGUUGAGUUAUGACACGAAGAAUGUAAGAAAACCUGUGAGUUACCCAGUUUACAGACGGAAAGUGAAUUAUUCUGAUACAGUUGAUCCUCUUUAUUCUUCUGCAAAUCCAGCAACACACAUAGUAAACAACUCCAUUUUAAAUACACCUUCCAGCAAUUUUUCUGAAACGUAUCUUCCUAACAGACCAAAAAUACAAGAGAUUCCUCCAGUGCCUUGUUCUACAGUGAUCAAUCAUCUAAAAGCCAGUACGCAGUUUAAUAAAGAACAUUUUAUUGAAGUUAAUAUGUAUAAAAAUUCUUGUAGAUCUGAUCCUAGACUUCAACCGUACAAUUCCAGGGUUGCUCCUAUUUCCCCAGAAAUAAUAACUGAUCGUUUGAUGCCAGUUUUCCACACUACGCAGCCAAAUGCUUCUCCUGUCGAUUUUGGUUUCGAUACUUCUAGUUUAAGUAAUCCUGUUCUUGUUGGUGCAACUAUCCCUAUACCUGUUACCCAAACAACACAAAGCUCACAGCAACAGUCAGCAAGGUUGAAAACUAGUAGAUGUAUAUGUCUUCCUCCAAGGCACAUGAAAGCAUCUGUUGGAGAAAAGAUUUUUGAAACAAUAAAUGUUCUUUUAUUAAUUUUGGAAUGGAAUGUUGACUGGCUUGUACAGCAGCAAAGAAAUCAUGACCCUCCUCCUAUAUCAAAAUUAGUUAAAAAAGUUAAAAACAGCUAUGAAAGUAUGGAAGAUUAUUAUAAUACAUACUUUCCGUUAUUAUUGCUGGAAACAUGGCAGAGAAUUUAUGUGUCAUGGACACGCUUGCAUCAAGCUACACCAUACUUCUGUGAAAUAACAUCAUAUACAGUUGAAACUCAUUAUAUAAAUGUUGAGUGCAGAACUGUUUAUAAGAGUUCAGAUGUUGAUAGAGGGAUAUUUCCUGAAGAAGGGAAUAUUAUAGUAGUGAAGUUUGCCACUGUAGGAAAGGGAGGGAUUAAAAUUCUAGGAUAUGUUACACAUGUUAAAGUUAAACAUUUUAAUCCUGAAAUGGAACCUGACAAUGUAUGUUAUAAGACUCUCAAAUACAGUGCAGGAGAUCAGUUGCAGUUGAUUAAAUUGUCUUUCAAGGGUGCUUAUUCAUCAGAAGAUUUCGACAAAAAGCAACUUAUUCGCAUUCAGGUGCUUUGCAAUAUCAAGUCCACUUUAAAACAGAAUGAUGCUUUAUUAAAUUUACAAGUAUCCCCUUUAUAUGCAAAUAUUCUGAAUCCUUUAGAAGAUGGGUUACGGACAGUAGCUCUUGCUGCGCGCCAUCUUCAGAAAGCAGCUGAUAAAGUGUCUGAAUGUGUAAGAGAGGUUAUGAAAGGUAUUUUAUCACCCCAUCCACUUCCUUUGCUUACUGUUGUAAAAUCAUUGCCAUCAUCUGAUCGUUUGUUGAUUUUGCCUCAAUUAGUGGAAAGGAUGAAAUCAUCUUAUGCAACUAAAGUACUGUUAUGUACCAGAACUACAAAAGCUUUAACAGAUAUUGGAUUUAAUCUUGAAGAUUCUGAAGUAAAAGUUGUGAUUAUUGGUAAAAGAGGUGAUGUUCAUCAAAAACUGAGAAAGUAUAUGUUAGAUGAUCUUGCUGCAGCGGACAUCUCUGCUAAAUCAGGUGAAUUAUCAAAUGAAAAUAAGACUCAUUUAACCAAAGAUCAAUCAAAGACUGAGCUACUUCUGACUACUAAGAAACGCAUAAUUAGUGAAUGUGAUGUUAUUUUGUCUCAAAUUCGUAAUUGCCAUGAUGAACUUAUUAUACAGGCAUGUGCAGAAUUUGAUCAUAUUGCCCAUAUGUGUUGUAUUAUAGAUGAAGCAAAUUUGUGUACAGAACCUGAAAUUUUAAUCCCACUUUUAUAUGGAAUUAGUAAAUUAAUUUUGAUUGGUGAUCCUGAUAUACCAGCAAAAGUUUGCUCCAAAACUGCAAGUUCUUAUGAUUAUAACAGAUCGUUGUUUCACAGAGCUUAUGAUUUAGAUUUAAUUGAAGAUUAAUUUAUAAAUUAUUUUUGAACAUUGUCUACUUUAUGAUUAAAGCAAAAUUUUAGUUCCUUGACCUUGUUAUUUCAAUUGAACAUUCAAAAAUAAAAUUGCAUUUUAAA
This is a messenger RNA of Stegodyphus dumicola, 10047 nucleotides long. RefSeq lists its product as uncharacterized. Lineage: Eukaryota; Metazoa; Arthropoda; Arachnida; Araneae; Eresidae. Gene Ontology annotation, molecular function: helicase activity. The record is from RefSeq and is a predicted model, not a curated record.